This is a messenger RNA of Neurospora tetraspora, 1565 nucleotides long. RefSeq lists its product as uncharacterized. Bases 91 to 1551 code for a protein of 486 amino acids. The transcript has 3 exons. Lineage: Eukaryota; Fungi; Ascomycota; Sordariomycetes; Sordariales; Sordariaceae. The record is from RefSeq and is a predicted model, not a curated record.
UAAGCAUGUCCCUCUUCCAGUCCCCGCGGUUACCGACACCUCGCCCAAGUCAACCUCUCGCCUAGUCAACACUCACUAGCACUUAUCAAGAUGCUAGCCCGAAGAGAGAAGAAGAUCACCUCUUUGCAAGAAAGCAGAAAGAAGAAAAAGAGAAACAAAUAUCACAUGGUUGGACCGAAAAGAAAAAGGCAUGCCAACCGUGAGAAAGGCGGAGAAGUCGUUGCGGCCUCUGAAGUGCCGCCAGAACCGCAGCCAGAGCUACAGCCAGAGCCACAUCCAGAGCCAGAGCCACAUCCAGAGCCAGAGCUACAGCCAAGUACGGGUAUCACGUUUGAUCGGCUUCCUUACGAUGUCAUUUACAUGAUCAUCUCGGAAUUCUGCGCCGACCUCCCUCCACCGAGCGAACACUUGCCCACCUCCGCCCCCCUUUCCCUCCGCCCUCCAAAGGGUAAAUCCGGGAAAUUCUAUUCUAAGUCUACUCACCGCCAACUCCUCAAACUACCUCUCGUCAGCCGAACCUUCUACCACGCAGCUCAAGCGCAUAUCUUCAGACACAUCCCUCUCAUACUUCACCGUGAUCCCCAACACUGGUCCAGUUGCCUCGACUUCUGGGACAAUGAGUCCAACCGCGCCGUCAUGAACCGUAUCCAAAGUCUUCGUAUCGUCUUUGAUAUGGAUGAGCUCGGCAGAAAUUGUGAAAUAUAUGGGAGGCCCAGCAAGAAGUCGGGAGUAGGACUGGAGUGGGGUGAGGUGGGAAUCAGGGGUAAUCAGCUCAUGUGGGAAAUGGAACGGUUUGGAGAAAAGCUAGCAAUGCCCAUGGCGGGCUUGCCAGCCUUGAGGGAGCUGGAUAUUCGGAUAGACACCCAUUCGAAUGGCCCCAUCAUCCCCAUACUUCCAGCCAUUUUAGGUCGGUUAAUGACGGACUUGCGAGAGGCAUUCGAGUUUGGCCACUUCAACGGCCUGACUAGUCUGAGGUUGACGGCUGCUACCAACGAUUUGGUCCCGCUUUUGCGUAGCGUAUCGACCUCGGAGAUUUGCUCAAGUCUUCGAUCAUUCUAUUGCAAACGGCGGCCUGAGGAGCUUGUCCAAUACCCCAGAUAUUUCCCGGAGACUCCGGGGAAAAAGACAGUUUACAUCGAUGGGCAAUUCAAAGCUCGGGAAUCUGGUUCGAAACAAUUGCUAGCUGGCCUUGUUUGGAGGUGCCCCAAACUUAGAGAUCUUACAAUUCCCGAGUGGGCCCUGUUCAGCAGGGCAUUGAGGCUGCAUCCGGAGAACAUCGGUCUGGAGAGGUUGGCUGUGUUAGGAACUGAUAUCGUUCCAGUUCCACGGGCUAAACCGACUGAAGAUAUCAACUCUAUGAAGAGGUUGACCCGCAGAGGGGUGGUCAAUCUAGAAUUACAUGGCGGAAAACUUCCGACAUCGAAGGCUCAUCUUGUGAGAUUCGUCUACUUAGAAAACGCGCUAGGACGCAAGCUGAAAGUGUUUGGAGAUGGCGUUCAAUGCUACCCUAAACCAAAGGGCAACGGACGUCGCAAGCGUGGUACAAAAUAGGGAAAAUGAGUACC